UUUUGCAAUUGAGAAAUAUUAUAAAUUAUGAAAAUAAAUGUGUUGAUAAUUUUUUUUAAAUGUGCAAGAAUUUUAUGAAAAUUUUAAAAAUUAUUAUUUAUUUAAAAAAUCACUAGAUUUAAAAAAGUGUAGUGUUAAACUAAUUGCAAACCAAUUCUUUUUAAUAGUGAAAAUUUAAAAAAAUCGAACAAAUUUGUUAUUGGCUUGUGUUUUAGCCUUCAGUUUAUAUAUAAAAAAGUUUAAUGCAAAUUUUGUUACAAUUUUGUUAAGAAACCAAAACAAAUUUAUGAAAAAAAACACUUAAAUUCUGGUUUUCUCUAAUUUCUUAAGAAGUUUGACUGGCGUCUUUUUGCUGUUUUGUCACAAAGUAGUAAAAUACAAUCAACAAGCCCACCACCUGUUCUAAUGCGCUUUAUUUUGGCAACUUUUCAAAUGAUCGCAUGAGCAACAACAACGCACGCAAAUAACGUGUAAGUCAUUGAUGAUCUCUUACGGCGAGAUAAUACAAAGCUCUCAACAACAUACGCAGUCAGGAUUUUCCACAAAAAAAAAAAAAACAUAAACAAAAUAUGGAAACAGAACAAAAACAACAAGAAGAAAAUCUCUGUAUAAACAAAUGUCAACCAUGUUAAUUUAUGCAAAUGCAUUAUUAUUACAACUAAUUGACAAUUCUAAACAAGUCGUCAUUAAAUGACAACACGUUCCUUAUUAUCUACUUCUACUUCUACAACAAUCUACCAACAGUACUAGCUGGCUUUCUGUUACUUGCAACAAAGAAACCAACUGCAACAGAAUUGUAGAAAAAUAAAAGAGACAAAAUAUUAAAAAACCAUAAAAAAUACAACUAUAUAUAUUAACACAAAAAUUUAAGCAGCCGCAGUCAUUGAAAACAAUUUAAAGUCUCGAAUUUAAAGUUUAUUAACACCAAUUUAUUUUCCUAUUUAUUUUAAUACGAAACGGAAAUCCAUAAAAGGGCUGUUAUUUCUUUCUUUUUUGUACAAGUUAGUGGCGACACUAACUCUUGUCUUCCUUUUUUUUUGGCCUACACAAAAUUAAAAACCGAAAAACAUUCAUUCACAAUGGACUCACGCAUCGGCCUGGAUUAUAUUGUCGAAAAUCGUGAUUAUAUUUCGAAAUUAGGCACCGCAUUGGAUACGAACAAUGUUGUGGUUAAGAAGCAAGUCUUUGAAUUACUAUCAGCUUUAUGUGCGUAUAAUGCCGAUGGUUAUGCUCGUGCCAUAGAAACAUUAGAAUAUUAUAAGAAUCUCAAAAAUGAACGAUAUCGCUUUAAAAUUGUUAUCAACGAAUUGGAAAAAACAACAACUAUUGAAUAUCAAGUUGCCCUUUUGGCAUUUAUUAAUUGUGUGAUCAUUUCGGCCGCUACGCUACAAGAUCGCAUAAGAAUACGAAAUGAAUUUAUAGGUCUAAAAAUACUUCCUCUUUUAAAUAGUUUAAGAAAAGUUGCACAAAGUGUAGGAGAUAUUAUUGUACAAUUGGACGUAUUCGACGAGCAAAGAGAAUGCGACGAAGCACAAAGCCUACAGGGCCCAAAUGGCAUCAACCUAAACUCACAUCUUGACGUCUUUUAUGCGAUAUUACGACAGGUGGCCGAUACACCACAGGAAAUACCAUUCCUUAGUAUACUACAGCAUUUACUGCGCAUUGAUCCCAAAGAACCGGUCAGUGAUGUUAUUUGGGAUACAACGGAAAAACUAGUUCAUCGUGCUACACUACUCGAAAAUCAUGAAGACUCGGUGCGUUUGUUGCGCACAACUAACGCUCAAAAAUUCACCUGUCAAAAUUGUCGCAGUGAUGCUACAAGCCCAACACGUAAACCCAAUGGCCCCAUAGCUCCACCGCCGCCACCACCACCUGCACCAGCUCCACCGGCACCACCUAUGAAAAUGUGUAAUGGACCACCAGCACCACCACCCAUACCUGGAGCACCACCGGCUCCACCGCCUGGUGGUAAAUUGCUUAACGUUAAGAACUCUAUGCCUGUACGUUCCCUCACGCCCGAACCCCGCGUUAAUGAUGUUUUAUUGCCGCAGCAAGAUACGCCAGCGCCCAAGGCUAAAAUGAAAACUUUGAAUUGGGGUAAAAUUCCACCCCAUAAAGUCUUAGGCAAACAAAAUCUAUGGACUAUAGUGGCCAAUAAUCAUCAGGAUAAUUCUAUGGAAGAUUUAGAUUGGAAUGAAAUGGAAGGUCUCUUCUGUUUACAAUCGACCAGUGCCCAGGGUUCACCGAAAUUAGGAAGAGCCGAUAGUGGUAAUGGCAACAGUGCGGUUGGUGGUUAUGAUACCUUAGAUCGUAAAUCGAAGAAAGAAAGUACCGAAAUCAAUCUACUAGAUGGUAAAAGAAGUCUCAAUGUAAAUAUAUUCCUUAAGCAGUUCAAAGGCUACAAUUCCAAUGAAGAUAUAGUUCAGCUAAUACAAGAUGGUAAUCAUGAGAUUAUAGGAGCUGAAAAACUAAGAGGUCUAUUGAAAAUCUUACCCGAAGUUGAUGAGAUCGAUAUGCUGAAAACAUUCAAUGGUGAUCGUCAACGUUUGGGUAGAGCAGAAAAGUUUCUGCUGCUUUUAAUGGAGGUACCAAAUUAUAAAUUGCGCAUUGAGAGUAUGCUGCUUAAAGAGGAAUUCGCUGCAAAUAUAACAUAUCUAGAUCCCUGCAUAAAUGCCAUGAUAGAGGCUGGAGAUGAUCUUAUCAAUAAUAAAACCUUACAAGAAGUUCUGUAUAUAGUGGUGGUAGCGGGUAAUUUCCUUAAUUCUGGUGGUUAUGCUGGCAAUGCUGCCGGUGUUAAGUUAUCUUCACUAACCAAGCUAACCGAUAUACGAGCCAAUAAGCCGGGUAUGAAUCUCAUUCACUUUGUCGCCAUACAAGCGGAAAAACGUAAUCCUGCCCUUUUGAAUUUUACCAAUGAGCUUAGUACUUUAGAAAAUGCUUCCAAAACCAAUGUCGAGCAAAUCAGUAUUGAUAUCAAGAACUUGGAUACUCAAUUGCAAAAAAUCAAAAAACAAAUUGAGCUGCCCAACACCGAUGAGGAUAUCAAGGAUCAAAUGAUGGAAUUUUUAGAAAGUGCCGAAAGUGAAAUAUCUGUUCUGAAAUCAGGCAUGGAUGCAGUCGAAUCUAUGCGUUUAAAAUUGGCCGAUUUCUUCUGUGAGGAUCCGGCCACAUUUAGACUAGAAGAAUGUUUUAAAAUUCUGCAAACUUUCUGUGAUAAAUUCAAACAGGCGGUCAAAGAAAAUGAACGUCGACAGCAACUGGAGGAACAGGCCACUUUAAGACAAAAGCAAAGGGAGGAACAGUUGGCCCGCAGAGCCAAAUAUGCCAAUCAAAAUGGUACUCCCAUUUCGGAUUAUGAUAAUCAAUAUUCGCUGGACUCAUCCUUUGAUGCCAGAGCUAGUCCCGCUUUGUCACGCAAACGUUUUGGUUCUUUCAAUAAUGGCAACUUGGAAAUCAAUAAUAGCUUUAUACGUAUGGAGGCUACUAAUGGCAAUUGUGAUGGUAUGUCACCCGACAUUACACCUAAUGGCAGUAUGCGUAGACGCCGAAGUCGUGUCUUGGCUGAAGAAGAUGAUCUUAUGGAAUUCUUAAGAACUUCAGGUCACGAGCGCAAUAGUCGCGAACGUAAAGCAGCCUAUGGUAGUUUAGAUCGCUCUUGGGCCCGCCGCGCCCGUUCUGGUAGUUCUAGUCGUAAACGUCCCGAAUUGUUAAAUAUUGACUUUGGAGCGGAUAGAGAAAGAGCCGCUUCACCGCUACCAAUUAAUGUGCCCGAAAAGGCUUCACCGUUAUCGCCCAGUAAUGGGGAAAUUGUACAACCAGCACAAGAUGAAACAAAACCAAGAAUAUCUCGUGAAUGGCGUCAAAAGAUCGAAACCUGGUUACAAUCGAACGAAAACGAUGAAAAACAAGACGAGGAAUACAAACGCAAGCGACGUUUGGUUAACAUCAAUAGGCGUUCGCUUGAAAACGAAUCGGAAAGCGAACGAAAGUUGGAUACAUUGCCUGAAGAGAAAUUUGUACCAACUACACCGAAUCCUUGUACUAAUGAUACUAACAACACUAACAACAGCAAUAAUAGCCAAACAAAAGAUGGCUAUAAACGUGUUUAUCCCGAUUGGAAACCUUCCAAAACUUUAGACACCGAUGUUGUCGGUACCAUACAAGCUAUAGCAGAUGUUAAUAACGCUCGAGAAAAUUCCUAUAAGCAAAGGGAAGAACCCAGUAUAACGGAAGCAGAUGAUGUUUCCUUCACAAAAUCAUCCACGCUGGUGAAUAAUGUUAACAAAUCCGAAGAUGUUGUCUAUAGAAGACAACGUUCCAUAGAGAACAAUGCCACACAAUUAGAAUCCAUAGCUGAAGAAGAUCGUCGCAAAUCUCUAAUACAACAGUUGGGCGAACGAGAUGCUACCGAUCGUUUGAAAAUCUAUAUACGCUCUCCCUCCACCAUGGAAAAGGACCAUAGCGUAACAAAUAAGCAACGUUUAAACGGUGUUGAUGCUCUUAAAUCCCCACCCUCUAUUUAUGAAGCAGUCGCCGCCGAAACAGCUAGUACAACCAAAGUUAAUGCCGAAAAUCAUAUUAAGUCUCCCAUAUCCAAAAAUCGUACAGCCAAUAAUAGUCAACAGAAAUUCAACUUUGAUAAUGUACCGUCGAGUAGUGAAGUCAGUAAAUUGGAAAGCAAUACCUCAAACAAAAUACACAAUCAAACAAGUCACAAAGCUAUUACAGCGAGCACAAAUCGCAAGGAAAUUGAUGCGGAUAAUAUUGAAACACCGCCAGUAACGAGAAGAAUCAUAUCUAGUCCUACCACUACUCUAGUAACCGUCAAUAGAACGGAGCCAAAAACACAAACGGAAAGUAAUAAUGAUGUGGAAAAUACAGAAACGCCUGGACACUUUGAUCGUUAUUCUAUGGCUAGACGUACAAGACGUUAUAAACGCCCUACCGACUACAGUAGUGGAAAUGAGGAUCUAACUUCUGCCAAAGAUUCAAGUGAGGAAAAUUCCUUAACACAAUUAGCUAAAAAUAGCAGCACAGAAAUCCAAACCAAAUGUGAAGAAAAACCUUUAACGACAACCAACACGGCGGACAAGAUAAGCGAAAAUCCGAAAGUUAAACGUACAAAUAUCUCAGCGAAAACCAUAACCAAAUUAGAGAAAGUGGGCCGUCAUAUAAGCUCCAUUAAUCAGGAGGAUGUGCAAGAAGCUUUACGAAAUCUCAAAUCACCCACAGACUGCCCGGAACGUUUGUGGAGUCCUCCGCGUGAAAUUAUUGCACAAAGAACGGUAAACUGCAAUAAUACCACCACAACGGCCAAUGGUACUACUCUCAUCAAAAUUUCAAAUCAUGAGCUUAACGAUGAAGGUUUUGAAGAAACACAAAGUCUAGUCUCCGAUACUCCCUCUCACGGUAAAGAAAGCACAAAUUCAUCCUGCAAUGAGGUAAAUGAGUUGCCCAAACUCUCGCAGAAGUCCUUGUCACAAAAAACCACACCUAUACAAAAGAUUUCCAGUCGUUUGGCGGAUAGAUUACAAAUCUCUAGAUUACGUUCAUCCUCUACCGCCUCGAAGUCACAACCCACAACGGCAGCAUCAUCUCCACGUAGAACAGCCUCGUCGGUUGAUCGUGCACGUACUGCACGUAUGCCUAAUGGACAACUUGUGCAGGGUCCAGCCAGUUCUACAGCUGCAGCUCAUAUGAGUAAUUUCACCAAUAAUGCUAUUAGGAGAGCCACUUCUAUGCGCAAAACUAUAGCAAAUUCAGAGCCUUCAUCAUCUUCGUCGGGCUCCACGAAACGUGAUGUCGAACGCAGCAGCUCACGCAAUAGUCUAAGAUCUUCACGCUCUUCCAUCAACAGCGGCGCUUCCACACAAACUGUUAAACGUAUGCCCAUUGGCAGUAGUCAUCUUAAUAAAUCUCCUCUACAGACUGUAUCCGUCGAUUCAUCGCCCAGUAAACGUCCUUUGAGUACCCAAAACCUGCGCAGUAAUCCAACACGUUUAUCGAGCACAGGUGGUGUACCAGCUAGUCGUUCUAGCUCCAGUGGUUCUAGUGUAGGACCCAAUAUUGUGGUAGUGCGACGUCUCAACUCUACACAAUCAAAUGUCAACCAACCACGUCAUACGUCCAGCUCAAAUUUAGGCAGCACUAGUUUUAAGGAGAAUCAAACAAAUAUAGGUCCAUCGUCGCGUUCACAAACGGCACGCACCGCUGUAAUGGCAAAAGCUAAUGUGGGAAAUCCACAAAAUUCUACAAGAACAGCUACUUCCCGCAGCAGUUCUAGUACCCGGGGUGUUAGCAGUUUUAUGAGACCUACAGCGGCUAGCACUACAAAACGUACUAAAUAAUUGUAAAGUAAAGAAAGGGGGCGCAAACACAAAGUAUACGUUCAAAUACAUUCCAAAAAAUAAGAAGAAGAAGAAGAAACAAAACUAAUUGAGAUUAGAAAUAGAAAAUUGUUAAAGUUAAUAAUUAAAUGUUUGAGUUUUGUUGUUGAGAUUAAAAUGAAGAUAUUUUUUCAAUAGUAUUAACAGGAAAUUUUAAAGAAAUCCAUUAAAAUUUGGGGAAUAAGUAUGAACAAAAUAAGUUUUAGUUUAAGAAAAGCUUUUGCCUGAAGUUAUAAAAAGCUUUCUUUAGGAAAUAUAUAAAACGGUUUAAUUAAAGCUUUUUUACUAAAUUUUUAUUUAAUGUUUCAAAUUUUAAAAAGUAGCAAGUGAUUUUAGAAAUCUUGUUAAAAAGAAAGCUAAGGGUUUAAUUAGCAAGAUCAUUAAAAGCUUUUAAAGCAUUGAAGCAUAUCAGAACUGAUAGAAGAAGCAAAGAAGUUUAUUGUAAGAAAAUUGUUUAAGUAAUAGGAGAGCUUUCAAGUUUAGUGCAUAAUUAAAUUGUAAAAAAAAUUAAGUGGAAAGUUUAGUUUUGCAAGAAAAGCAAAAAAUGUGAAAUUAAGUUUUAAGACAUAAUUGUAAAGUUUUCAUUUGAAACCGUGUUCUCAAUAAAGUUAAUUUUAGACAAGUUUUUUUUCUAAAAUAUACUUUAUACAUUUUUCUUUACAAAUGAUCCUCUAAAGAUAAAAUUCUUUGGAAUAUUGAAAAUUUUAUAUGAAAAGAAAGUUUUCUUUAGAUACAUUUACUUACAGUUAGUUUCUGUAGAAGAAAUAUCUAUAGAAAUAGUUUUCUUUAGAAGAGAUUCCCCGAAAACAGUUUUCGUUAGAAAAUUAUUUCUAGAGAAAGAAAUUUAUUGUAGAAAAAUUAUCACUUGAAGGCAUUUUCUUUAAAAAAGUUUUCCUCAGAAAUGUAUUUAUUUAAAGUUAAUCAACUGUUUUUAAAAAGCCUUUUAUAAUUUACCUUAAAAAAAGCUUUAAGGAACACUAUUUCUUAAUUAAAAUCUUUAAACAUUUUUAUUUCUUAAGGAAAUUUUCUUUAAAAAAUACUUUGGGUCAUAAUAGUUAAAGCUUUCUGGUAGCAUUCCCUUUUUUUGAAAUUCAGCAAAAUAUAUUUUGUAGUAAACUUUUGUAGCAAAGCUUUAGUUUAAAAAGUUUUAAGGAAAUCUGUUUUGAAUGAAACAUUUGUAUAGAAACUUUAGUUUAAAAAGCUUUAAGAAAAUCUAUGUUUUUUGAAAGCUUAAUUUAAGAUAAAGCUUACUGUUAAACUUUAGUUCAAAAAACUUUUAAUUUCGUGAAAAAGUGCAUGUUUUACGAAAGCUUAAUUAAGAUUGUACAAAGCUAUUGUAGCUUUUAUUUAAAGCUUUUUUAUUUGUAAACUUUGAACUUUAUUACUUUAAAAUAUAUAAGCAAGAUGAGUAAUAUAUUAAUAUGUUUUUUGAAGCACAGUUGUUAUAGCUUUAUUUUGAAGUUAAUUUACCUUUGUAAGAGCUUUUUAAAUAGUUUGCAAAAGUAGUUUUAAAAGAGCUUUUUAAAGAGUUUUCAAAAGUAGUUUAAACAUAGAGAAGCAAUUAUUUUUAAUUUUAUGGUUUUAAUUUUAAAAACUAUUCCCUAAAUCUUUAAGGAUUCAAACAGAAAAACAAAGCACACCAAUACCAAAUCAAUAUUUAAUUUUUUUUCUAUAAAUAAGUUGAA
Lucilia cuprina (Australian sheep blowfly) is the source of this 8071-nucleotide messenger RNA. It is a transcript of the gene form3, whose product is annotated as formin-J. The transcript is spliced from 16 exons. Bases 1080 to 6347 code for a protein of 1755 amino acids. Gene Ontology annotation, molecular function: actin binding. The record is from RefSeq and is a predicted model, not a curated record. Gene Ontology annotation, biological process: cellular component organization. Lineage: Eukaryota; Metazoa; Arthropoda; Insecta; Diptera; Calliphoridae.